AUGGAUUCCUCUAUCUUCUAUGCCCUGACUUUGGCUGCUGCUUUAAUACGGCCCGUAUACUCGAUAGACCUUCCCGACUACACCGGAUUAAAGAUAGCCCAAAAUGGAAGCAUCCUCACGGUUACUUUCCACAACCCGUCGUCUCCUAUCAAUUUAUGGAAUCUGGCCACACAAAACGAUUUGACCGACCUGGUCAUCAUCUUCAACAUCACCAUCGGGGCUAUAGAAGGCCGCGCCCGCGGUGCCGGCAACGAAUUCCUUGUCUCCCUCGACAUGCGCUUCGCCACAAAGGGCGAGAGCCUCUUCGGCCAACCCGAAGUCGGAAGCGGCCUGUUCCCUGGCGGCGGCGGCAGCCAAUUCCUCCCUGGCCUGAUCGGAAGAGGUCGCGCCAUGGAGUACGUCCUGAGCUCAAACGACAUCACCGCCGAGGAUGCCGCAGAGAUCGGCUGGAUCAAUAAGGCAUUCGACACCUCUGCUGAGAUGUACGGCUACAUUGGAAAGCUCGCACAACGUUUCAGCUGGUUCCCUCUGUCGGCUCUCCAUGGUGGCAAGAAGACGAUUAACCGAGCUUCGGCACCGUCGCUUGAGCAGAUUAUCAAGGAUACCAAGGAUUUUUUCAAGCAAAAAUUCAACUCAGAGGCACAGGCUAUCGCGAAGAGAUCGGCGGCGUUGUCUCGCUAUAUUUCCGCUGUGGAUUUGGAGCUGAACCUACCUCAGUCGAUUGCGCGCCUUUACAUUUAG
This is a messenger RNA of Colletotrichum phormii, 741 nucleotides long. RefSeq names its product ClpP/crotonase-like domain-containing protein. The record is from RefSeq and is a predicted model, not a curated record. The transcript is spliced from 3 exons. The coding region runs from base 1 to 741 and encodes 246 amino acids. NCBI's taxonomy places the organism in Eukaryota, Fungi, Ascomycota, Sordariomycetes, Glomerellales, Glomerellaceae.